Molecule: messenger RNA, 768 nt
Organism: Trypanosoma theileri
Lineage: Eukaryota; Euglenozoa; Kinetoplastea; Trypanosomatida; Trypanosomatidae
Exons: 1
Coding region: 1-768 (255 amino acids)
Biological process (GO): proton motive force-driven mitochondrial ATP synthesis
Molecular function (GO): proton-transporting ATP synthase activity, rotational mechanism
Source: RefSeq, a predicted model, not a curated record
AUGUUUCGUCGUAUUUCCGCAGGCGCGUUAACUGUUGCUGCGGCCCGUUUCUACACGCCUUCAGAAGGCAUGAAGAAGCUUUACAAUAGCGACUUUGACAAGUCUCAGUUCCCGCUGAACAUUGUGCCCAGUGAUAGUGUUCUCUUCGCUAAGUUUCUCUACAAGGCAGCGGAGCAGACGGGUAACUUUGAUGCUGUUUUGAAAGAUUUCCAGGCAAUUGCCAGCACCUCUGCAAAAUUACCCAUUUUCUGGGAGCGCACUGCCGUGGUGGAAGAUAUCGCCGAAUUCAAGAAACUCUCAGAGCCCACGUUUUUCACGCUGGUCUGGAUGCAAAAUAAUGGCAUGCUAGAUCUCAUCCCUAACGUGGCUGAGGUCUAUGAAGCAUACGUAAACGCAAAGCAGAAACGGGCCGUUGCAAAGAUCUACGUUGCCCCAGGGAAGGAAGGAGACACGGCGGAGGCCAAGAAGGUGGCACAGGAAUUGCAUAAGGAAGCUAAGGAGCUCACCGGCUACACGUUGACUUUCAAGACUGUCGUGGAUCGUUCCAUCGUUGCGGGAUUUGCCGUAGAGCUUGCUGGUCAGUAUGUUAACCGCGCCGAAGGACAGAAAAAGACAACGUCAAGUUCAGACGAAGGAGACUACACAAACAUUCCAGCACCGAAGCACGUUAAGACGUUAUGGGAGGAUAAUAUCGAGACAGAGGUCUUAAGAAAGUACCUUGAUAGUCUCUCGGAGUUUGACGAAGAAGAGGCAAAGUACGGUGUGUGA